AUGGAAUCAACCGUGAACAGUGGAGUGAUUCUUUCAGUUUACAUCAUUUCAUUCCUAAUCGGCUUCCCCUGUAAUCUCUUGGCUCUCUAUGCAUUUAGUACCAAGAUUCGUUCCAAGCCACGUCCAACAGACAUCCUGCUGCUCAACCUGACUGUCUCUGACCUGAUGUUUUUGAUCAUCCUGCCUCUCAAGAUGCACGAGGCAGCAUCUGAUAUGGAAUGGAAUCUGCCCAACUUCAUGUGCUCCAUCACCUCCUUCACUUUUUUCUCCACAAUCUACACCAGCUCCUUGUUGCUUAUGGCAGUCAGCGUGGUUCGCUACAUAGGAGCAGCAUUUCCUAUCACCUAUCGUAAGCUGCACAAACCUGUGUAUGCAAUUGUUAUCAGUGCUGUUAUUUGGUUGAUCUCGACAGCACAGUGCAGUAUCAUUUUCACCAUCCAGCACCACCCAUCUUUGGCCAGCAAUAAAUCCAGUACUUGGUGCUAUGAGCACUUUACAGAAAAGCAGAAGCAGAUCCUCCUCCCAGUACGUCUGGAGGUUUUCUUUGUACUCUGCCUCAUACCUCUUCUAAUUUGUGUUUACUGCUAUUUGCGCUGCAUCUUGAUUCUAUACAGCCAGCCCAGGAUAUCCCAGAUGCAGAAACAGAAGGCCAUUGGAAUGGCCUCAGGGACUCUUGCUGUGUUCCUUAUUUGUGUUCUGCCAUACAAUUUAUCUCAUUUAGUGGGUUACAUCCAGGGACAAAGCCCAGAGUGGAGGUACUACAGCUUGCUGCUUAGUUGUUUCAACACCUGUAUUGAUCCAAUCAUUUUCUACUUUUCCUCCUCCAUCUUCCGCUUGUCAAGUGAAAAGUUCAUUUUCAGGAAUUGGCCCCAGCUGUCAGAGGGCAAGAGCUAUGGUCGCGAGCUGUGGGUAGUGACCGAAAGAACGAGAUCACGGAUACAAGUGGUGGAAAUGGGCUUCCUCCAAAGGGUGGCUGGCCUCUCCCUUAGAGAUAGGGAGGAGGCCCCAGGGCAGACCCAGGAAACGCUGGAGAGAUAUAAUUUUGCAGAUGGCCUGGAAUGUCUUGGUGUUCCCCCAGACAAGCUGGAGGAGGUGGCUGGGGAGAGGGAGGUCUGUGCUUCUCUGCUUAGGCUGCUGCCCCCACGACCUGGACCCGGAUAA
Molecule: messenger RNA, 1161 nt
Organism: Pelmatolapia mariae (spotted tilapia)
Lineage: Eukaryota; Metazoa; Chordata; Actinopteri; Cichliformes; Cichlidae
Product: free fatty acid receptor 2-like
Exons: 4
Coding region: 1-1161 (386 amino acids)
Biological process (GO): cellular response to fatty acid; G protein-coupled receptor signaling pathway
Cellular component (GO): plasma membrane
Molecular function (GO): G protein-coupled receptor activity
Source: RefSeq, a predicted model, not a curated record